Scutellospora calospora is the source of this 1032-nucleotide messenger RNA. NCBI's taxonomy places the organism in Eukaryota, Fungi, Glomeromycota, Glomeromycetes, Diversisporales, Gigasporaceae. The record is from the annotation of a GenBank genome assembly.
AUGACUACAAAAGAAAUUCCUAGUAUUGUAGAUAAUCUUUUAUUUUCGAAAGAAAACAAAACUAAGAAAAGAUUAAUUAGUAAUCUUUCUACUAAAAAUAAUAAAGCUAUUAAAAUUUCUGAAAGUAAUAGAAAAAAUUUAAGAAAUGAUCUUGUUAAUUUAAUAGCAUUACAUUCUGAAAAAAGCAAAGAAAGAAAUAAUCAUCUGAGUAAUAUUCAUAAUCAAGAUAUCUUGGCUAAAGAUUCUUUUAUUUGGUUGAUCGCUGAUGCUAGAAGUACUGAAGAUAGAGUAAAAGAAUUGGAAUAUGGUAAAAAAUUUUAUGAAGACUCUAUUGGAACUGAAGUAUUUGGAUUUGCUGCAUAUACUUAUGGAAAGGUUUUAAUCGAUGAUGAAGAAAAAGGAAUAGAAGCGAAAAAAAUAUUUGAAAUCGCAUUUUUUCAAGGUGGAUACAUUGACGCAAUUAAUAAACUUCAUGAAUAUUUUGGAGAUGAUAUUAAAAUUUUUUAUGAAGAAAAAUUUAAAAAUGAUGAUUUACAUGAUCUCGAAUAUUUCUAUUAUGCUGAAAUCCUUCUUGCUGAUAAGAUUAUUAGUGAGGAUAGAGCUAGUUAUAUCAUGGAUAUUUUAAAUGUUGGUGUUGAGAAGGAAGAUAAAAAUUGUCUUUUGUUAUAUCAUCAUAUGUUACAAAAAAAGAUGGGUUCAAAAGAACAUCAACUUAAUAAAGAACAUAUUGCUGAUAUGUUCAAAGCUAAUUUUAAUAAUGAAAAAAUGGAAUUAAAAUCAAUCAAUAAUAAUCUUAUUGUAAAAAUGAAAAAGGAAAUAAAAUUUAAGCCUGAAGAUCAUAUGGUGACUAAAUCUAUUAAGGAUCUUGGCAUUAUUUACAAACAGAAGAAAAAUUCUAGUCCAAUUGGUGAUAAAUAUAUGGAAACCGAUGAAACAUUAAUUGAUUCAUAUGAUUUAGGUGAUUUAAAUGAUAUUGAAAGAUUGAGUCCUAAUCAUUAUAUGGGAAAAUUAUUAUUUGGAAAUAAAAAAUAA